AUGUCGCAAGGUAAGAAGAAAUUCAGUCCCUCCGUGGGAAUGAUUAACAACUUUUUUUCGCGUCAAAUACAAAAGUUACAAUUACCUUCAUUUUCGUAUAAUAAUUCCAAUCAACAAUCAGACUAUCAAAGGCAAAAUCGAUUUGUUCCGCCACCAUUGAUCAAAGAACGUUCAUGGAGCAUGCUGGCAAAUGAAACUUUUGGAACGCCUUCUUUAUUAAACGAAAAAUCGUGGAGUGUGCUAUCAGUAAAUAACGAUUCGGAAGAGCGAAGAUUUCUCACCAACCACCCUUACAGCAACAACACAGAUAACUUGAGUCGUAACUACAGUAAUAAUGUUGGGUAUAAUAAUGCAACCUAUAAUCGUGAACAAAGUCUUCCCGCGCCAAUUACGCGAGAAACCACUGCAUUUCCAGAACCAGAGUUUGAGCCAUCGCUUGCAUCAUCGGCAAACCAGUUUCUAGAAGAGACGUUCAAAUUUGAGGGUAAAUUCCGCGAUGAUUCUGUCGGACGUCCUGAUGAUUUGUUGGUGGAUGGCAGAACCCUUAUCGCUUUCUACAACCAUGAGAAACAUGACAGCAUCAUUGACGAAGACGGAGAAUUAACACCGCGAUCAAGUAAGAUAUUAAAGGCGCAGCAGCAGCAGCAACAAUCACCACCUCUGCCGCAGCCAAUAUCACAACAAAUGUUAGUAGAACAGGAACAGGAGAACGUAGGAAUUGGAUGGUAUACAAGUGUCGCGGUCCCGGUGAUCGCAAUCGCUGUGGUGGGAUACUUUGUAUUUUUCAACUGUCAAUAA
Molecule: messenger RNA, 798 nt
Organism: Ambispora gerdemannii
Lineage: Eukaryota; Fungi; Glomeromycota; Glomeromycetes; Archaeosporales; Ambisporaceae
Source: the annotation of a GenBank genome assembly